UAUUCCCCUAAAACCUUGGUGUAUAAAUAAAGAGCAGAGCAGCAACUUGUCCAAAAAAAAAUCCCAAGAAACUGAGAGGGCAGAUUCAAGACUUUAAGAAGAUCAUAAUCAGAGAAAUGAAGAAAUGUGAACUGUGCAAAUCUGCAGCAAGAGUGUUCUGCGAUUCAGAUCAAGCCAACCUGUGCUGGGAGUGCGAUGCAAGGGUUCACUCGGCCAAUUUCCUCGUUGCCAAGCACUCAAGAACUCUCCUCUGUCAGGCCUGCCAAUCCCAGACGCCAUGGACAGGCUCAGGCCCCAAGCUGGGCCCCACAGUCUCUGUCUGCCAGGCCUGUUUCGGCAGAAACUCCAGCACCAGUGCUCCAGAUCAUGAUCUUGAGAAUGGCGCAGGGGAUCAAGAUGAUGAUGAUGAUGAGGAGGAGGGUGAAAAUGGUGGAGAUGAAGAUGAAAGCGACCAUAACUCCGAAGAAGAAGAAGAAGAAGAAGAUAAUCAAGUAGUUCCAUUCUCUUCUUCAACUCCCUUGCAGUUGCAGCAGCCUCCUUCUCUCCCUUCCACUUCCUCCAGCAGUGAAGAUUCUUCCACCAGAUUUUACAGAGAAACAGACCCCUCCAGAAAUGGGUUCCUCUCUAAAAGAACAGAUGAAAAUGCCAGCUCCCAUUAUGAUGGAAUCGAAAGACCCGACGAGAAUGCAUACCAAAGGACGAGGUCAUGGACAUGGAGAUAAACCACUGCACAGAGAAGCUAAGCUGAGAAGCAAAUUAAAGAUUUGAUUUUUAUGAUUUGCAGUGAUGAUAGAUGUUUAAUUUGUUGCAUCAAUAAUUAAUCUUUGAGUAUACCUUCCAAGAGUUUGUAAAUGGCAUCCAAGGUAGCUUAGUUUUUUCUUACCGAGCAAGUUGCUAUGAUCUCUCUUACCAUUAGUGUCUCUAAACUACUGUUCUUAACUUUAAGAAUAUCUGUUUAGUUGAUUAGCUGAUGCUUUUGUAUUUAUAUUAUAAUACUGAGUACCAAUUUUCUUGAAAUGGACAUUUUUGUUUUGCCCGAA
Ipomoea triloba (trilobed morning glory) is the source of this 1040-nucleotide messenger RNA. Its product is annotated as B-box zinc finger protein 21-like. The transcript has 2 exons. Gene Ontology annotation, molecular function: zinc ion binding. NCBI's taxonomy places the organism in Eukaryota, Viridiplantae, Streptophyta, Magnoliopsida, Solanales, Convolvulaceae. The record is from RefSeq and is a predicted model, not a curated record. Bases 117 to 722 code for a protein of 201 amino acids.